GAGAUUGGCGAAACAUGUCAGUAGACCUAUACGGUGCUAAUGAAGAAAUAAGAAGAGCAUCUUUACUGUUUGGGAAUGGAGGGAUGAGUCAAGCUUCUACUUCGUAUCAGGAGGAGUCUUUGGAAUCAAAGAUCAACAGAAUCAGCGAGAUGGUGGGAGAUAAUUUAAGGAUCAUGAACGAUCGUUUGUGUUUGAUUGAAAAAGACAGGAAACAGAUUAAAGAACGUGUGACAAACCUAGAGAAACUACAAAGAGUUACUUCAUAUGAAACUCCAAACAAUGAGGUAACUUUUUUUCGGAAAUUAAAAUUAAUGUUUAUCUAGUUCUUGAUUCAGUUUUGAGUUGUCAAGUAAUUUUGGAAGAUGUUAUACAUAUUUAGGCUUGCCUUCCUAAUUUUUGUUGUACUUGCACAGACUGACACAACUCCAUUUCAUGAGACGGCUUCCAGACAAGGUGAAGCCAAUGCAGAUCAAGCAGAUGAACAACUUAACAAUGAGGCAAGUAUAAUUUUGAAAACUGUUGGUAUUUAUAAAAUUAUGAAUUUGGUACGUGUUCAUAAUCCCAUUCCUGACAUCAGGAUACACGAGAGCCUAUGAAUGAGAUCACGAAAGAGACACCUGGUUCUCCAAUAGCUCAACAGAAUAUUGAGACUCCAGUCCUUACUCCAAUUCAGACGCAGCAGGAGACUCACGAGCUUAUGAAUGAGAUCAUUUCACCAAACAUUUCCGACACACAGCCAAAUACCCGAGCUCGCAGAAAUCUUUUAACAGAGCAAAAUAAGGAUGUAGAAAGCAGAGUUCAAAAUCCCUUUGAGAUCGGAGCAAAUGUGGAGAUUUCAUCACAAGAUGACAAUACUUGUCAUAAAUGGUAUCCAGGAAAUGUGUUGGCAACAUAUUUGGUUGAUGGGGUUGAGAUGGUGAAAGUUGAGUACUUCGUCCCGUCUCUGGACGAAAAGAAGAGGAAAAGGAGUGUUGAGACACGUGUAUCAAUUGACAGAAUACGUCCUCAACCACCACCUGAGAGAUCUGGAGCGAAGAAAAGUUAUGAGCUAAUGCAGGACGUGGAGGCGUUCGACAAUGGUGCCUGGUGCGCUGGAAAAGUUAAAGUCAUUUUGUUUGAUGGCUCGUGUUUUGUCUCUUUGAACAAUUCUAAAGAACAAAUUUACUUCCACCAUUCUGAGAUGCGAAAACCAAGAAAAUGGGUAGAUGGUGUUUGGGAGAUGACAAAAAAGAUGGAAGAAGAGCAGACGCAGAGUGUGAAUCCAAGUGAAGGAGAUGGUGAUAAAAAGGGGAAGGCGAAGGCUGUCGCUUGUAAGAAAAAUGAAGCAGCUGGUCCAUCAGAAGAUGGUGUUGGGAAAAUGGCAAAAGAGGUAAUAAAAAUGAAUAAGAUCCACUUGAAUUGAAGUUCAGGUCAAUAGUUUGAUAUAUCGGUUUUGUUUCACAGAUAGAA
Molecule: messenger RNA, 1449 nt
Organism: Brassica napus (rape)
Lineage: Eukaryota; Viridiplantae; Streptophyta; Magnoliopsida; Brassicales; Brassicaceae
Product: protein AGENET DOMAIN (AGD)-CONTAINING P1-like
Exons: 5
Coding region: 593-1402 (269 amino acids)
Source: RefSeq, a predicted model, not a curated record